Messenger RNA from Trypanosoma rangeli, 2190 nucleotides. Its product is annotated as putative cysteine peptidase, Clan CA, family C19. Gene Ontology annotation, biological process: protein deubiquitination. Lineage: Eukaryota; Euglenozoa; Kinetoplastea; Trypanosomatida; Trypanosomatidae. The transcript has a single exon. Bases 1 to 2190 code for a protein of 729 amino acids. Gene Ontology annotation, molecular function: cysteine-type deubiquitinase activity; zinc ion binding. The record is from RefSeq and is a predicted model, not a curated record.
AUGUUGCCGCCUUUUAAUAUUGCAGACGAGGUGUGUGCGCAUUGCUGGGAUGAGUCCGUAAUGGUGGUCCCACGCCCCCAGGCGGCAGUGCACAAAGAGGAGUGCGCCUACUGUUGUCGGACGUGUCAACAUGAAAAGGGCACGUUAGUUUGCAUGUCUUGCCAUACAGGACUCUGCGCUGAGCAUGUGCAGAAGCACACCUCAAUUUUUAAUACACACGUCAUGUAUGUUUGGAUCAGAGAACUUCCCAGCAAAGAGGAGGAUGCAGAUAAGGUAAAAGAUGUAAAUAAACUCGGGGUUGUAGCCCCAAAAGAGUAUGAGAGUGCCCUAUGUUGUGCUGCAUGCGCCAAGUCAUUUGUUUCUCCACCAGAACUAGCGGUGGAUUGUUACCAGCGCAUCUUACAUGCAACUUCGAUGGGUGCACAGGUGGCAAUCGAGGCUGACGGUGGUAAUUUUGUGCGCCCGCAGUGUCCUCAUCUUGUAUGCCUGGAGCAGCUGCCAAACCCUUUUCAAGCUGCCCCAGCUUCUUCGGAUAAAUGUGUUUUUGACGGGUGUGACUGCCAACUCAACAACUGGAUGUGCAUGACAUGUGGAGCGAUCGGAUGCCCACGUGAACAGGCAGGGGGCAGCGGACACGCCGUGCAGCACUACAUGCACACGAUGCACCCCGCCGUUGUUAAACUUGGCACAGUGACGCCGUCAGGGGCUGAUUUUUAUUGUUAUUUGUGCGAUGACGAGGUGUCUGAUGUGCACUUUGUCGAUCAUAUGAAACAUUUUGGUAUCGAUGUUCAAACUGCAAAGAAAACUGCCAAAACGCUUGGGGAGAUGCAAUACGACUACUCAUCUCAGUUUGAUUUUAACCGUAUCACAGAGGAAGGGGAUUCUCUUGUUCCCGUCUUUGGUCCUGGGAGGACUGGGAUGCAUAACUUUGGCAACAGUUGUUAUAUGGCCUCAGUUUUGCAGUGCAUCUUCUCCUUGAAACCGUUUAGAGAGGCGUUUUAUCACAACCGUGAAACUUGGCAUCAGAACGCAUGUCGAGAGAGUCCCUACAACUGUCACUGCUGCCAGACCGAGCGGGUUGCUAGUGGCCUCCUCUCGGGCGAAUUUUCUGUAGAGGGUCAGGAACGCACUAAUGGCAUCACAGUGAGGGAGUUUAAGCGCGUGUUUGCGCAGAGGCAUCCUGAGUUCUCCACUGCGGGGCAACAGGACGCACAGGAGUACUUUUUGUAUUUGGUAGAACAAAUGCGGCGUUACGUUAGACCGUCAUACAGCGCGGGUGUGAAUAUUUUACAUCCAGUGGACAUAUUUAGAAUGACAAUGGAGCACCGUGUGCAAUGUAGUUUGUGCCGCAAGGUGCGCUACACGCAUGAGUUCGAUUGUUGCCUCUCCCUGCCAAUUCCGUUGGAGCGUAGUGUGUCGAAACCUAAUGGAAAUCGCAAUCUCACCGAUGAGGAAAUUGAAACCAGCCGUCCUCAUCUUACUUUAGAAGCGUGCCUGGAGUCACUGAUGCAAACAAUUGACAUUGAAUGUCGCUGCAGUGCUUGUGGGGUUCCGGUCACGUACUCCAAAACCACACGACUGGGGACGUUCCCAGAUGUUAUCCCCAUCUUCCUCCGCCGUGCGCAGUUUGACAUGGAAACUAUGACUGUUAAGAAGCUUGACGUGUUUGUGGAAGCUCCUCUGGAGCUGAACCUGGAGUUCCUCCGCGGUGCGGGCCUGCAGGCUGACGAAGUGGCUAUGCCUGAGAUGGAGGAGGAUCUUCCACACAAACGGACUUCAGUGCCAAUUAAGGCGAUGGAUGAAGAGGCGCUUGCCAUGCUGUUGAGCAUGGGUAUAGACGAGGGUGUGGCCAGAUACGCGCUUUUGCAGACGGGCAUGAACGCGGAAAGGGCGGUUGACUAUGUCUUCAGCCACGAAAAUAUUGCGGAACAAGCGGGGUCUGCUGCCGUCUCUGCGACUGUCUCGGAGAGUUGCCCGGCUUCUAUUGGGGAUGGGCCUGCACAGUACCGGUUGCAUGCCAUGAUAAGCCAUAUGGGGGCAAGCGCCAAAACAGGACAUUACGUCUGCCAUCUUUGUGACGCAGAGACCGGGAAAUGGCUGCUCUUCAAUGAUGAGAAGGUUGUAGAAUCUCGCAACCCACCGUUCUCUAUGGCUUUUCUUUACUUCUAUAAGAGGGUGGACAAAGCAUAG